This is a messenger RNA of Frankliniella occidentalis (western flower thrips), 2574 nucleotides long. It is a transcript of the gene alph, whose product is annotated as protein phosphatase 1B. NCBI's taxonomy places the organism in Eukaryota, Metazoa, Arthropoda, Insecta, Thysanoptera, Thripidae. The record is from RefSeq and is a predicted model, not a curated record. Gene Ontology annotation, biological process: negative regulation of stress-activated MAPK cascade; protein dephosphorylation. Gene Ontology annotation, molecular function: manganese ion binding; magnesium ion binding; protein serine/threonine phosphatase activity. Gene Ontology annotation, cellular component: nucleus; cytosol. The transcript is spliced from 7 exons. The coding region runs from base 309 to 1430 and encodes 373 amino acids.
CACGUGAAAACGAUUGUUGAAUCAGUGUUUUAGAGGUUGAGUUUUCUUAGGUGACUGUGUGUCUCGGUUUGUUUAAGUUCGCGCUGUCCCAAGCUGUUCACUCGGGAUAAAAAUUCGCUGGGGACGCGAUUCUAGCGAUACGCAGAGCGGAGAUACGCCUACUUUAUAUUUUAGUAUUUGUCCAAUUCUUUUGUUUGGAAACUGACAGUGUUUAGUAGAAACCUGUUUUUCCACAACAUAUUGAGAAAAUGUGCAUGAAAGAUAAAAGAUGCUAACACGAUAAAACUGUAAAAGCGAGUGCCGUCACAAUGGGAGCCUUCCUGGAUAAGCCGAAGACUGAAAAGACGAACGAACAUGGAGCAGGGAAUGGAUUACGGUUUGGUGUCUCGAGUAUGCAAGGAUGGAGAGUGGAAAUGGAAGAUGCGCAUCGCGCCAUAACAGGACUGGGCUCUGACCUCAAGGACUGGUCAUUUUUUGCAGUAUUUGAUGGUCAUGCUGGAGCAAGAGUUUCUGCUCAUUGUGCAGAACAUUUAUUAGAAUCCAUUGUGAAAACGGAAGAGUUUCAAAAAUCUGAGUUUAUCAAAGGCAUCCGCUCUGGCUUCCUGAAUUUAGACGAUAGAAUGCGAAUGCUACCAGAACUUGCAAGUGGAGAGGACAAGUCAGGGUCUACUGCAGUUUGUGCAUUAAUUUCUCCUCGACAAGUGUUUGUGGCUAACUGUGGGGACUCUCGGGCUGUUCUGUGUCGUGCUGGACAACUUGUCUUUUCUACUCAAGAUCAUAAGCCUGUCUUGCCAACUGAAAAAGAGCGAAUCCAGCGGGCUGGAGGAAGCGUAAUGAUUCAGCGAGUUAAUGGAUCACUUGCAGUGUCAAGAGCCUUAGGAGAUUAUGAAUACAAGAAUGUUGAAGGUCGUGGUCCUUGUGAGCAAUUAGUGUCACCUGAGCCAGAAGUUUUUGUACAUGAAAGAAGUGAUGACAAGGAUGAAUUCCUUGUUCUUGCUUGUGAUGGUGUUUGGGACGUAAUGAGUAAUGUGGACUUGUGUGACUACGUCCGGUCAAGGCUUCUGCUUUCUGAUGAUCUAGAGAACAUUUGUAACCAAGUUGUUGACACAUGCUUGUUUAAGGGUAGCCGGGAUAAUAUGAGUAUUGUGCUGGUUACCUUCCCAGGAGCUCCUAAACCCUGUGAUGAUGCCAAGGCUAAAGAGGCAGACCUGGAAGCUUAUUUAGAGAGGAGGAUAACUGAACUUGUACGGGACAGGAUGGGAGGGGAUGAUUUGGAAUUCGGACAUGUGCUACAAAUUCUGCAAGAGGAAGAAAUCCCUGGUCUCCCGCCUGGUGGAGGAAUCAGUGCAAAACGAAACUUCAUUGAUAAUGUUUUCAAGAGGCUGUGUCCAAAUAAAGUAGAAAGUGUAAUAAGCUAUGACGGCUUUUGAGAACCCUGUAUGCUGUAAGUUUCUACCCAUUUUUUUAACCUGUUUCAUGAAAAAAAAGGAAAAACUUUACUGCAAUAAAACGUUCUUUCCUCUUUUAAUUUUCUCUCCUCCACCCUUGCGGGUUUUGAUUUUUUAUAAGCAUUUGUAUGAAAUUUUAUAUAAUUUAACAGUCACAUAACUCGUCUUAUGUAUUUAUAUAUCAUUUGCUGUGUAUGAUGUAUGUUAAUUUGUGAAUUCUCUUCCUCCUUUUCUUUCUUUUUAAAAAAUUUCAAUGUGUAGUUAGAAAUUGGUGUGAAUUCAUUGGAAUUGGGUACAACUUCCUCACUCACGACUUUCACUCUAUCAAUUUAACUGGUGAAAUUAUUCAAUGGUUACGUUUCAGUAUCAUCCAACUAGUCGUAACUCUUCAAAUUAAGUUCAUGAUGGCUUAUGUUCUCUUUCAAAAAUCAGCACCAUGAUUGUGAUAACAAAUUCCAAAGGAUUGAGGUUUGUAACCAAAUUAUCUGUUUGUAUGCUCUAAAUUAACAUGAAAUUAAAUAGACAGUUCAAUCAUUAUCUUGUGGUCAGGUUUGCGCUGUCCAAUUAAUUUUAAAUGGUUUGCGAACUUUGUGGUGUCUGUCUUAGAUUAGUAUUCCCUUACUAACCCCUUCUGUAAUACUUGUGACAGUAUCAGUACAUCCUUUUCUUAAUAGCAUUGCUGUUAAACACAUUUUGAUGUCACAUCUACCUGCUUUGUGAAGUGAGGAGAGUUCAGGCUUACCAACCGACAGUGAUAGGAGCCCGAGGAAUAAGGUCUUGGACACAGCUAUGAUUGGUACUUCUCUGCCAUAUUGCUUUUGUGUUUUAUGAUGUUUUAUUUCUUGUUCCUCUGAUUUUAAAUACUUAGCGAAUUCACCUCUUUGUGACUCACUGGAAGAAAAUGUGAUGGUCUCUGUAUUACCGUUUUGCAUUUUAGUUUACUUGGAAGGGUUUUCUUUUGUAUAAUUUCAUGAAAUCCAGUAUGCUUUACGACUCCUUUCUAAGAACCUGCAUUGAAAUAUGUGAUGUUUAAAUUAGCAUGUAUGGAAGGUUUAUUGAGUAAAAUUUUCGUAGUUAAAGUUGUUAUGCAAGCGAACUGAAUAAAGCAGUGAAUGGUGAUAACUCA